AUUAGUAAGUUUGAAAAUUGUAUUAUGAAAAUUUGAUGAAUAUUUAUUAACAUUUAUCUAUUUUUUACUGAAACCAAAUAUGAAUUCAAAAUGCAUGAAUAAAUACUAUUUUCAAGAAAAUAAAGUUUAUUUUAUCUGAUAUUUCCAAGUGCUAUUGUACUCAUAAAUGUAUACACCUAUACUUAAAAGUAUACAGACACAUCAGAUAAAAUAAAUUUUUUUUUGUUUUCAAAAGCAAUGUUUAUCUAUAUGUUUCUUGUGUAUAAUGUAAGAUAGACGAAUGAUUGCUGGUAAUAUUAAUUUAUCAAAUUAUAAUAGAACCAGACAACUGCUAUAAAUUAAUGAUUAGAAUAUUGACAUUAUAGUUAGUCAUAUCAUUUAUGAUACUUAAAUUUAUUAUUCUUUAAAAUUUGGAAAACAAACAUGUUAGGGUUUGUAGAAAAAAUGAUUGGCAUAUCCAUAUAUAAUGAUAAUAUGAAUUAAUAUACUUCUGGCAAGAGGAUUGGAUAGUUUAAUUGACAAUGUUAAGCAUCACAGAUUAGAGUUUUGCUUUAAGUGAUUUAUUUUAUCUUUUUUAUAAAUUUAAUUAGUCAAUAUAAAUGAAAUAAUUAUUAAAAUUAUCAAUAUAUGAUGAUAAAUCUAUUUCUAAAAUGUAUAGCUGAUAACUUGAUAUAGUUUAAUGAAUUAAGUUUUUUUUUUAGCCGUUUAACACUUUAACAUUAAACAUACACAACAUACCAAUAUCAGCAUACUUGAAAACUUUUGUUAUAAACAGAUGAAAAUAUUAGUAAAUAUUUCUUAAUUUUAAGUGUGCUGAUAAUGGCAUGUUGUGUAUGUUUAUUCUAUCCCAGUAUUGGAGUGUUAUUCACUUUAACAUAAUUACCCAUAUAGAUAAAUUAAUCUUUUAAUAUAUUAAAAAUAUUAUUUAAUUAAUUAAGUUAAAUAAACUUGACUGUUAUUUUUAUUUAACAUAAUAAUAAGUAAUUAUUUAAAAUUGAUAAAUUCCUUAUAACAGUUUAAACAAUAAUAAUAAUUUGGGUAUCUCUUUUCAGCAACAUGCAGCAUUGAUAGGAGGUGCCAAUUCUCAAUCGUGCCCAGUAUGUCACAAGAUAUGUUUGAAUGGAGAAGCUCUGAUGGAACACAUGAGAACUACACAUAAGGAUCCAAAUGCAUCGGGCACGCCAAAUAAAAGGCGCACAACAAGUCAUCCUUGUCCUGUCUGUGGGAAGACUUAUGUCAACGAAGGCUCUCUUCACAAACAUAUUGCGAGUCAUCCUGAAUCUGCUUCUUCCAGUCCACCAGUUCGAAUGUGGCCAUGUUCAGUGUGCCAGAGUGUAUUUUCUCAAGAAGCAGGUUUACUUCAUCACAUGGAAAAUAUGAGAAUGGAGCCAAAGCACCAAUUUGCAGCACAAUAUGUUUUGAGUAGAGCAGCAGCAGAGAAGAGAGAAAAAGCUGCUACAACAGUUGGAUCACCAUCUACUUUACCUAGCACAUCAAUGAAUAUUUCAAAUGAUUCUACUAGUUCAAGCAAUAACGGUGGUAUGGAAUUUCAAGGAUCAAUUGCAUCUACAAGUUCUCACACUCCAGCAAUACUCUCUGCUUCUUGUUCCCUUCAGAUGCAGGGACCUGGAAAUCAAUAGAUAUUUUGUCUUUAAUUGGCAACUGCAGAGAAACUGAUGAGCUUGUGAGGUAACACAGAAAUUAAAUUGUGAUAACUUUCAGACUUUCAAAGGAAUACAAUUUUCGUAUGAAUUUAAAGAAUGAAACAGUUGUCUAGGAAAAAAUAAUAAAAAAAACAGCUUGUUAAUGGAUGAAACAGGGUGUAAGUAAGGCAUUUAAAAUGCUGCU
Molecule: messenger RNA, 1848 nt
Organism: Centruroides sculpturatus (bark scorpion)
Lineage: Eukaryota; Metazoa; Arthropoda; Arachnida; Scorpiones; Buthidae
Product: insulinoma-associated protein 1-like
Exons: 3
Coding region: 1134-1640 (168 amino acids)
Source: RefSeq, a predicted model, not a curated record